GAGAGUUCAUGGAGAGUGACGUGGCAGAUGUAUGCUCUUCCCCAGUGUAACGUGUAGGUCGAGGUGUACGCUACAUACAUAUAUAACUUUAAAGUACCGAUAGCAUUACAUUAAUUCAACUUAAAAAAUUCUAAUUUAAAAACUCUCGCGCUGUAUACAAAUAUCCCGUACGUCUGUAAUAUGUUUCCGCUGACUGUUUUGUUAAGGCUGACAGAUUGCGGCCCACUAUCGGGUUGUUUCAGUUCUUAGCACAGACGGACCCACAGGUGCGAAGUAACACUUGCAGGAUGGAAAAGAAAAAAGAAAUACAGGAGAGGUACAUGAAGUUUCCAAAUCUUUUUCAACUGGAGUACUACAAACAGCUUGAAAAGCAAGUGAUGGCAAAGCUCGAGCGGAAGAAGAGUUGUUCCGCCACAGCAGAUGAAUUUUUAAGCGAUGUAUGCAAUCUGAACUGCCUCGCCUUUCUGCACUUGAAGCGCCAAAUGCCUGACAGGGCCAAGCCGAUAGUGGCCGAGGUCCUGGCCAAGGAUCCUCAGAACAUAACGGCGCUGGCCAACCGGUGCGAGCUCCUCCUGCUGACCUACGAGUUUAAGGAAGCCGCCGAGGCACUCAGUGAGCUGGAGGCGCAGAGGGACAAUGAGGGAGCGAAUGCAACGGCUCUAGCUGAGCAGGGCUACUUCCUGUCCCGCAUGGGCCCCCACGUUUACCUGCAGGCCAUCGAAAAGUUCGAGCAAGCCAUCAAGAAGGGUCGAGGCCACUGCUCCCAAGACAAAAUAAUCAUCUGGAAUUACAACAUAGCCUUAAACUAUGACAGGAUUUCGAAAAUGGAGUUCGUGAGGGAGAACCCCGGUUUCUCGAUGGCAGAAUGUUUAAAAAAAGUGGUGCAAACACUCGCGCACGUCAUGUGCGCGAAGCACAAGAUUUAUGAGCCCAAAGCUUGGAUCGUUUUGGCCGAGACGGCGAAGGAAUAUUUUCGGAUCAUGUAAUUGCAUUCGUAAUACAGGUUUUUUUGUUGUUGUUAGAUCGUGUAAAUAUACAUGUGUCGUUAAACCCGCCACCACCCGACACGGCCUUUAAGUAAACGUUUGUCAAGUUAACAACAUGCCAAUUCGUUACUUGUACAGCACACCGCUGUGUUGGAGAGUAAAUCCACAAAAGUGUUCAGAUUGUACAUGCAAAAGCAUACGUGUUAAACGCGUAAUUGCAUUACUCAAACUUUAAUUGACGCGUUUUUUUUAUUCCAUUCUACAUUUGGUUUUUCUGUUUUUUUUCUGUUCUCCGUGAAACGAGCAUUGCCGGUUGUAAUUUCAAGGUGAUAAAUUGGUUAAAAUAAAAUUGUGCACGUUAUAUACCUGUCCAUGAAUGUACAGGGUGCUUAAAACAAAAUUGUAAACACUUCCGAGA
Messenger RNA from Petromyzon marinus (sea lamprey), 1404 nucleotides. RefSeq lists its product as uncharacterized. The record is from RefSeq and is a predicted model, not a curated record. Gene Ontology annotation, molecular function: protein binding. NCBI's taxonomy places the organism in Eukaryota, Metazoa, Chordata, Hyperoartia, Petromyzontiformes, Petromyzontidae.